GACCUUGGCGCGCAUUACGCACGUCUCCACCUGAACUUCCUCAUAAGUGAUUUGCAGACUGAAGCUGGAACAACUGUGUGACACGACAUCUCUGCAAUGGCCGACAAGCUCGCCAAGAUGAGGCGCAAGUUUGUGGAUAAGGUGACGAUAGCAGUUCUUAAUCAGCUCCUGGAUGACAUUCUGGAGGAUCGCAUUGUGAAUGACGGGGAAAAAGACUCGAUACUGGAGGAGAACAGCAGCAGAGAGAACAAGGCACGCUGCCUCAUUGACACGGUGAAGAAAAAAGGUGAUAUAGCUUGCAUGAAGAUGAUCGCUCACCUUCAAAGCAGAGAUCCCACACUUUUCUCUGAGCUGGGCCUCUCCUGUAGUCCGCCUGCUCCACCUGCUGCAGGGCCUAGGAACAUUCAGGAGGAGGGCUGGUCUACCACACUCAUCCCCACUACUGAGGCUUUCUGGAGGCAGAAACAGAACAAUAAAGAUAUUUACCCUGUGACCAUAAAUAACAUCGGGAGUCGUGUGGCACUGCUAAUCACCAAUAUAAAGUUCAAGCUUGAUAAAUUAGUCAGACAUGGAGCUGAGAAAGACGAGUUGAACACGGAGAAACUUCUCACAGAUCUGGGAUACGAGGUGGUGAAACACACAAACCUCACUGCAAAGGCCAUAGAUGAUGCUGUAAUCAAGUUCUCUAAACAUCCAAAACUCAGAGAGACAGACAGCGUGAUGGUGGUUAUCAUGUCUCACGGGAAACGGGGAACAAUCCUAGGUGUCGACUGGAAACCCAGAACUGAUGACGAGGAAAUGGAUGAGUUCUCCAUCGACAACAUUUACAAACACUUGGGUUCAGAGAAUUGUCCUGCACUGCUGAACAAACCCAAAAUCCUCAUCAUCCAGGCCUGCAGAGGAGGUGAUUCCCAUCCAGUCUUUACAGAUACACCUAACUCUCUCUAGCUAGAUCCACACCCCAACAAUAAGUGAUUUA
This is a messenger RNA of Paralichthys olivaceus (Japanese flounder), 979 nucleotides long. The record is from RefSeq and is a predicted model, not a curated record. NCBI's taxonomy places the organism in Eukaryota, Metazoa, Chordata, Actinopteri, Pleuronectiformes, Paralichthyidae.